Entrophospora candida is the source of this 2373-nucleotide messenger RNA. The record is from the annotation of a GenBank genome assembly. Lineage: Eukaryota; Fungi; Glomeromycota; Glomeromycetes; Entrophosporales; Entrophosporaceae.
AUGACAGGAGGAAAGGGUAAAGAAAUUGAUGUUUCUGACAAUCCAGCGCAAAAUCAACCUUCUAAUAAUGAUCCAGCAACAGCUAUACUUCGUGAUAAACCCGCAAAAAAUAAGCUUAUUGUAGAUGAUGCAACCCAAGAUGAUAAUUCUGUGAUGGCACUUUCUACAGCCACUAUGGAAAAAUUGCAACUUUUCCGUGGCGAUACUGUAUUAGUAAAAGGCAAAAAAAGACGUGAUACAGUGUUAAUUGUUUUAGCAGAUGAUAGUUGUGAUGAUUCUAAAGUAAAAAUUAAUAAAGUACGUCUUGGAGAUGUAAUAUCAAUACAUCCAUGUACCGAAAUCAAAUAUGGAAAGAGAAUUCAUGUAUUGCCAAUUGAUGAUACAGUUGAAGGAGUAACAGGAAACCUUUUCGAAGUAUACUUGAAGCCUUAUUUUUUGGAAGCAUACAGACCUGUAAGAAAAGGUGAUUUGUUUUUAGUUAGAGCUGCCAUGAGAGGUGUUGAAUUUAAAGUUGUAGAAACAGAACCAGCAGAUUAUUGUAUUGUUACACAAGACACAGUGAUACAUUGUGAAGGUGAAGCAAUUAAACGUGAAGAUGAAGAAUCAAAUCUUAAUGAUGUAGGCUAUGAUGAUAUUGGUGGCUGUCGUAAACAAAUGGCACAAAUUCGUGAACUUGUUGAACUUCCACUCAGACAUCCUCAACUUUUCAAAUCAAUUGGUAUUAAACCACCACGAGGUAUUCUUAUGUUUGGGCCUCCUGGUACCGGUAAAACUUUAAUCGCUCGUGCAGUAGCCAAUGAAACUGGUGCAUUCUUCUUUUUAAUUAACGGUCCUGAAAUAAUGUCAAAGAUGGCUGGUGAAUCUGAAAGUAAUCUGAGGAAAGCAUUCGAAGAAGCAGAAAAAAAUAGUCCUGCCAUAAUUUUUAUUGAUGAAAUUGAUGCUAUAGCUCCAAAACGUGAAAAGACAAACGGUGAAGUAGAACGUCGAGUUGUUUCUCAACUCCUUACAUUAAUGGAUGGUAUGAAAGCUAGAUCAAAUAUUGUUGUAAUGGCAGCAACUAAUCGUCCAAAUAGUAUUGAUCCUGCACUUAGGCGUUUUGGACGAUUUGAUCGUGAAAUUGAUAUUGGUAUUCCUGAUCCAGUUGGACGUUUAGAAAUUUUACGAAUUCACACAAAAAACAUGAAAUUAGGAGAUGAUGUUGAUUUAGAAAAAAUCGCAUCAGAAACUCAUGGUUAUGUUGGUUCUGAUAUAGCUUCUUUAUGUUCAGAAGCUGCAAUGCAACAAAUUCGUGAGAAAAUGGAUGCUUUCGAUUUAGAAGAUGAUACUAUUGAUGCUGAAAUAUUAGAUUCUUUGGCAGUAACUAUGGAUAACUUUAAAUAUGCUUUAGGGGUUUCAAAUCCAUCAGCUCUUCGCGAAACAGUCGUUGAAGUUCCCAACGUUACUUGGCGUGAUAUUGGAGGUCUUGAGAAAGUUAAACAAGAACUUCAAGAAACUGUACAAUAUCCUGUGGAGCAUCCAGAGAAAUUCUUAAAAUUUGGUAUGUCACCUUCAAAAGGUGUAUUAUUUUAUGGACCGCCUGGUUGUGGUAAGACUUUAUUAGCAAAAGCCAUUGCCAAUGAAUGUCAAGCCAAUUUCAUUAGUAUUAAGGGACCCGAGUUGUUGACUAUGUGGUUUGGUGAAUCUGAAGCAAAUGUACGUGAUGUUUUUGAUAAAGCAAGAGCAGCAGCACCAUGUGUGAUGUUUUUUGAUGAAUUGGAUUCUAUUGCAAAAGCACGUGCAACCAACAGACCUGACCAAAUAGACCCUGCUUUACUUCGACCUGGACGUCUCGAUCAAUUAAUUUACAUUCCUUUACCCGAUGAGCCAUCAAGAUUGGCAAUCCUUACAUCAAUAUUACGAAAAUCACCUAUAGCUUUAAAUGUAGAUUUAAGCUUCCUAGCUAAUAAAUCACAUGGUUUUUCUGGAGCAGAUUUAACAGAAAUUUGUCAACGUGCUUGCAAAUUAGCAAUUAGAGAAAGUAUUGAAAAGGAAAGAGAACGUGAAAGGAUACGUAAAGAUAGAAUAGAAGCCGGCGAAGAAGCAUUAAUGGACGAAGAUAUGGAAGAAGAGGUGGAUCCCGUACCAGAAAUUACCAGAUCGCACUUUGAAGAAGCAAUGAAAUUUGCACGUCGUUCAGUUUCUGACAAUGAUAUCCGUAAAUAUGAAAUGUUUGCACAAAACCUUCAACAAUCUCGAGGUUUUGGAUCUAGUUUCAAAUUCCCUGAGGGGGGCGUUGGCGGUAGUUCCACAGAUGGUCCAAGUGGUGGGGGUAAUGCUAUGGAAGUUACAAAUUCUGGCUUUGGCCAGGAGGCAGAUAGUGAUUUAUACGAAUAA